AUGCUGAGCCCUCCACAGCUCGCGCCUGAGAGCUUGGGUCUGAUGAUGGUCACUGUGAUGAUGAAGUCAUUGCAGGCCCCAGCAAGCAGAGAAAAAAGGAGGGUGGAGGGUGAGCAGAAAGAAGACCUGGAGAACAAUGAAUACACUGAGGAUGUACAACCUACAUCUGUCUGGUGCUGCAGGGGCUGGCCAAUGUACUAUCCUGGAUUAUGGGUCAAGCACCAGGGGAAGUGCCCAGGUAUCCUCAAGAUGGAGAAUCAGCUGCCAGCUCAUUUGAUACCAGUGAUGAAGAUUGAGAGGGGGAAAGAAGACAGGGUGAUGAGAUUCAGCAUGUUGAAUGUGUGCCUUUGUAAGGCCUGCUGGGAAAGGGAAGCAAGACAAUUGGCAUACUAG
This is a messenger RNA of Suillus subaureus, 393 nucleotides long. RefSeq lists its product as uncharacterized. Lineage: Eukaryota; Fungi; Basidiomycota; Agaricomycetes; Boletales; Suillaceae. The transcript has 4 exons. The record is from RefSeq and is a predicted model, not a curated record. The coding region runs from base 1 to 393 and encodes 130 amino acids.